This is a messenger RNA of Mobula hypostoma (lesser devil ray), 2640 nucleotides long. Its product is annotated as FH1/FH2 domain-containing protein 3-like. Gene Ontology annotation, molecular function: actin filament binding. The transcript has 9 exons. Lineage: Eukaryota; Metazoa; Chordata; Chondrichthyes; Myliobatiformes; Myliobatidae. Gene Ontology annotation, biological process: cortical actin cytoskeleton organization. The record is from RefSeq and is a predicted model, not a curated record. Gene Ontology annotation, cellular component: cytoskeleton; cytoplasm. Bases 284 to 1915 code for a protein of 543 amino acids.
CACGCUAGUGAUGGAGACGGAGCGGGUGUGCCCCGGCAGACAGGAAACCUUAACCACCUCCGAGACCACCCGCGCUUCCCGAAUCACAGGGAGGAGGGCUAGCAGUCUCUGGGAACCCCAGGGGAGAGGAUGAAAACGCAUCGGACUGAUGUAAACCGGCGGCGAGAACCACCGCGCCUCCCCCCCAUCCCGCCACCAUUUCCCCGCCCAAUAGGCUCCUCGCCCUCCACCUUACUCCAGCCUCUGUCAACACCCCAGCACUCCAUUCCCGAUCCUGGCCAGGAUGAAGACGGGGGCUGCCGAGUCCCAGGACGGAGAUGGGGUGCCCGAGGCUAGGAGAGGCUUGGAACAGCUGUGGGACGUCCUGCUGGGGAGCGCCAGGGAGCUGCGGUUGAAGACCCUGGACUUUAGCGACCUGCGGGAGGAGGAAGAGGAGGGCGAAGGACACCCCCGGUCCGACGGCGCCACUCCGUGCCCGACGCAGGGGAACGGACCCCCGCCCCCUCCCCCUCUCCCUCCCCCCCCUCCCCUCGCCGGCGCGACCCCCAGGACCGGCGGAGGCAGGGGCACCCGCAGGCUGCACUGGAAGGGCAUCGCCGAGCUGCCCGCCCAGCCCAAGUUCAGCCGCUUCGGACCCGCCACCAUCUGGGACGGGCUGCAACCCGUGGCCCUGGACACGGAGAGGCUGCGGGAACUCUUCCAACGCAGCGUCGGGGACCCCCAGCACCCCCAGAAACAGGGCGCGGGGCGCAGGCAGGAACUGAACGUGCUGCCCGUGAAGAGAAGCAACGGCAUUAACAUCGCGCUGACAGCCUUGCCCCCGCCGCACAUCAUCCAGGCGGCCCUCCUCUCCUUCGACCGCUGUGCCCUGGACAGGGAAGCCAUCGAGAGGCUACAGACCAUGGUUCCCACAGAGGAGGAGGUGCAGCAAAUCCUGGAGGCACAGCGAUCCAAGCCGGUCCAGGCCCUGGGCAACGCCGAACACUUCCUCCUCAGACUGGCCACCGUGCCCGAACUUACAGCCAGGCUCAGCCUCUGGGCCUUCAUGCUGGACUACGACACCAUGGAGAAGGAGGUCGCUGAACCUCUUUUUGACCUGAAGUUGGGGAUGGAACAAUUGGCCGGGAACAAGACCUUUCACUGUAUCCUUGCAACCCUGCUGGCCAUUGGCAACUUCCUCAACGGUGUGAACGCAAAGGGCUUCGAGCUGUGGUACCUGGAGCGGGUGCCGGGCGUGAAGGACACCGUGUGCAAGAAGCCUCUGCUGCACCACGCCUGCUCGAUCAUCGUGCAGAACUUCCCCGACACCACCGACCUCUACUCCGAGAUCACCGCGCUCACCCGCUCAACCAAGGUUGACUUCGUGCAGCUGCAGACCGACCUGGCCCAGCUCGAGUACAACUGCAAGGCGUCCUGGGAUCACCUGAAGUCGAUCAGCAGGCGGGACAGGAACGCCGCCUUCCGCAGCAGCGCGGCAGCCUUUUUGCGGGAGGCCGCUCAGCGCACCAUCAUCCUGAAGGCCGUCUACCGGCGAGUGAGCAACAGGUUCCACUCCUUUCUCCUCUACCUGGGCUACCCCAGCUCCUACGUUCGCAAGGCCACUGUCAGUCGGUUCUGCAAGAUGAUCAGCGACUUUGCCCUGGAGUACCACAUGGCCCGGCUCCAGAUCCUGCAACAACGGGAACGCCAGGACAGGGAGAAGGAGCGUCAACAGGCAGAGGACGUGCCAUCGGCCGGAGAGACGGAUUCCCCGCAGAGCGUUGCCGUGGUGAUCCGCACCCUGUUCCCGGACUGCAGCCAGCAGCAUGAGGACAUGAAGGAAAUCCUGAGAACCCCGGAGCGGAGCCGGAAGUUCGACAACAGCCUCCCUCGCUUGCGCAGGAAGAAAUUCCAGGGCAAGGAAAUCCUCGACUAGAAGCUUUCCUGGUAAUGUGGUGAAGGCCCGUGGGAAAGAGGCCUCAGCGUCGAACUGGUUGGAGGCCCUGCCCUUACGAAGCUGAAAGAGGCCUCAGCGUCAAAUAGGACUGCGGCCCUGCCCUUACGAAGCUGAAUGAGGCCUCAGGGUCAAACAGGAUAGCGACCCUGCCCUUACGAAGAUGAAAGAGGCCUCAGCGUCAAACAGGAUGGAGGCCUUGCCCUUUUGAAGCUGAAUGAGGCCUCAGCAGCAAAUAGGACUGCGGCCCUGCCCUUACGAAGCUGAAUGAGGCCUCAGGGUCAAACAGGAUUGCGACCCUGCCCUUACGAAGCUGAAUGAGGCCUCAGCAUCAAAUAGGACUGCGACCCUGCCCUUACGAAGCUGAAUGAGGCCUCAGGGUCAAAUAGAAUGGUGGCCCUGCCCUUAUGAAGCUGAAAGAGGCCUCCGCAUUGAACAGGAUGGCGGCCCUACCCUUAUGAAGACCGUUUCUUUCUCAAUCCAUCUGCUUUGGACUCUGUGAAGCUGGACUGUCACAACGUGGCCGGAGUGAGAGAAUUCCAGAAUCCAGGAACGUGGUGGUUAUGUGUGUGAUAGGCCCGAGGGGGCAGUGGUGAAUUCAAAUGACCAGCUGACUAAAGUGCUGAGGCAGAUCUCUUUCUAUAUAUACAUAUAGUGCUUUGUAUGUUGUAUUAAACAGAAUUAAAUAAACACUGACUCUUGGCUUA